Ascochyta rabiei is the source of this 1080-nucleotide messenger RNA. RefSeq names its product Transcriptional activator. The transcript has a single exon. Lineage: Eukaryota; Fungi; Ascomycota; Dothideomycetes; Pleosporales; Didymellaceae. Gene Ontology annotation, molecular function: DNA-binding transcription factor activity, RNA polymerase II-specific; RNA polymerase II cis-regulatory region sequence-specific DNA binding. The record is from RefSeq and is a predicted model, not a curated record. Gene Ontology annotation, cellular component: CCAAT-binding factor complex. Gene Ontology annotation, biological process: regulation of transcription by RNA polymerase II. The coding region runs from base 1 to 1080 and encodes 359 amino acids.
AUGACCGAUUACGCGCAGUAUCAACAGCCCCACCACGGGCAUGCGCCCGGGCACAUCCAGCCCUACGGUGGAGGCCAGAACCCAGCUGCAGGCAACCCAUCAAUCACGUCACCCACACAACAGCAACAGAUGCAUUCGUAUCAGCAAACAUCGCCAAUCCUCCCGUCGCAGGGAUACGGUCAAGCUGGCGCGCAACACCAGCAACACCCUCAGCAGAUGGCCUACGCACAGCAAGGCUACAUGCCCGGCAUGCCCCAGGCGUACGGUAUGUCGCCAACACAAGCGGCAGCCAUGGCCACAGCUGCCGCUGCAGGUCCGGCAGGAGCCUACGGAUACGACCAGAAUGCGAUGCAUGGACAGCUCGCGCAAGACCCCAGAGCAUCCCCGCGCAUGUCUGGAGGACAAUUGAAGCAGGACGUACGCGCUGCUCCGCGGUCGCCCACCGCCGUCUCAGCUGGCAUGGCUGGACCGCUCGCAUCCCAGGUCCAGAUGACACCCAGUCAAAUGCAGCAGCGCAGAAUGAGCACCCAAAUCAGCAGUCCUGCGAUGCAGCAGCCUCAGCCGGUCAUGAGUCACGUAGGACCUCGCUCGUCCAUCUCAGGCCCCCCUCAGAUGGCAGCACCACCACAGCAUCAACAGUCGCCCGAGCUUGUAGCUGGAGCGCAGGCCGAGGAAGCCCCACUCUACGUAAACGCUAAACAGUUCCACCGAAUCCUGAAGCGCCGGCUCGCGAGACAGAAACUGGAAGAUGCCCUCCGUCUGACAUCCAAGGGCCGCAAGCCAUACUUGCACGAGUCGAGACACAACCACGCCAUGCGUCGCCCCCGUGGACCUGGUGGACGAUUCUUGACCGCUGAGGAGGUCGCGGCUAUGGACGCCCAAGGCAAGGACGGCGAGACCGACAACAAGGAGAACAAUGUUGCCCCACCCCCACCCAAGGCCAGGGGUGGGGGCCCCAAGCGCAAAGCUUCUCAGACUCAGCUGAAGGCCGGUCCACCCAAGAAGACCAAGGCCCAGCAACAGAGCAUCAGCGAAGAGGAUGAGGAUGAGGAAGACGAUGAUCCGGAGGAUGACGGCUGA